AUACCCAAAUACACAAUGACUGGUGGGUCCUCCUCCAUUUUCCCCACCUACUACUUCCUCUGCUCGCGGUCGCCUUCGUCGGAUCGGAUCCACAGCAAGCAGCAACAGCCUGCAGCCGGCAGUCCUCGCCUCCGCCUCCUCCACCCUGACCGUCAACAGAGGAAGACGAGGAUGUCGGGAUCCAAGGUGUACACCCUCGAGGAGGUGGCUAAGCACAACACCAAGGACGACUGCUGGCUCGUCAUCGGCGGCAAGGUGUACAAUGUGACCAAGUUUCUGGAGGAUCACCCUGGAGGCGAUGAUGUUCUGCUGUCUUCCACUGCCAAGGAUGCUACCGAUGAUUUCGAAGAUGUGGGGCACAGCAGCACUGCCCGUGCAAUGAUGGACGAGUACUUAGUGGGUGAGAUUGAUGCAGCCACGAUACCCACCAAGGUGAAGUACACGCCCCCCAAGCAGCCGCACUACAACCAGGACAAGACCCAGGAGUUCGUCAUCAAGAUCCUCCAGUUUUUGGUCCCCCUCGCAAUACUGGGUCUGGCCGUCGCUGUAAGGAUGUACACCAAGUCGGAAUCUGCCUAGUCUCUUGUCAUCAACGCUUCAAACAUCAUUCACAAACUGAAUAAGUUAGUGUUGAAAUGCUGCAAAGAUCAUUAAUUCUGAAACUUGAGUCUUUGCUGUCGUGUGAGACGUACGUCUAUUAGUAUAAAAUCACUUCUAUUUUUCCUUCUUUC
Molecule: messenger RNA, 731 nt
Organism: Zea mays
Lineage: Eukaryota; Viridiplantae; Streptophyta; Magnoliopsida; Poales; Poaceae
Product: cytochrome b5
Cellular component (GO): membrane; intracellular membrane-bounded organelle
Molecular function (GO): heme binding
Source: RefSeq, a predicted model, not a curated record